AUGACCGACACACAAGCAUCGACAGCCGCGUUUGCUUUUGCAGCCUUGAUUGGUUGCGGCUCACCUAACCAAGCGGCAUUUUCAAUGGAGACAUUGCUAAAGCCGGAACUUGGUGAAUUUUCACCUUCGGGCGGAAAUGCAAGUGGAGGCGAAGAGUCGUCAAUUUGUUCCGUUUGCUGUGAUGAAGCUUCUGGAAGGCAUUAUGGAGUAGUCGCGUGCUUUGGUUGCAAAGAAGUUGGAAUGGAACCAGAUGCUAUUCGCCCAGAUAGAGAUAAGACAGGAAGACAAAAGAAUCCGCGUCGCAAUGUACAGUAUGACAUGACUGGAAAGAAAAUGUCUAUUUCAUCUCUGAUAAGUGAACUACCAUGCGUUAAUAAGUUAAAGGAAGAAUGCGAUGAUACGGCAACCUCGCCGUCAUCAAGGUCAGACUCAGCUCCGAUUGAUCUCCGACCAAGUCCUAUUGACGAGUCCGUACUGACAACCUUAUGCGAAAUCGAGACUAUUAUAAUGCAAUUGAGGGAUUCACAUGAGACUGUGCAAAGAAUGAAUCCGAAUAUUAAUGAUGCUAUUUUGAAGCCUUCAUUAAUAAUUAAUAGAUCAUUGUUGAACUUCAAUGGGCUAAAGGGAGAAGCUAAUCUAGGAUGUGUUGCUGCAAAUUUACGACGGCUUGUUGUACUAGUUGUUGAUUAUUGUAACACGUUGAAGCCGAUAGCCGACAUUAAUGUUGUUGAGAAGCUUGCUCUUGUUCGCAACUUCGCUGCUCCCUAUGCUCUUCUGUUUUGUGGUCACCACUCUGUGACCAAUGGUGCGCCGAUGGAUGAUAGCAUUUACCUGCCGUCUGGUCACAAACUUUCAGCGAAAUCCAUUAUUUUUGAAAAUAAGAGCGACGAGAAAAAGUAUAUAUUACUGGAUGCAAAAGCUGAUGUCGUUCGUCGAAAUAUGAUAGAAAUGCUGAUCAACCAGAUUCGAAAACUCACCAUCUCUAACACAGAAAUGGUUGCACUUAAAGCGAUAAUGGCACUUGAUCCAAAUGUGCGAGGUCUCAGCAAUGAUACCAUCAAUUUGCUUACGGUUGCGCGAGAAUCGGUUCAAAAUGCUCUGUUCACCCACCUGAUGUCUCGCUACAAUAACAUUGAGGCAACAACAAGAUUCGCAUCUCUUCUUCUUCUCAUUUCAUCUGCAACAAAAGUCUCCGCAUCGCUUUCGUCGCUUCUACAAUUAAGCAAGGAUGUUAGCUUCGAAGUAGACCAAAUUCUCGAAGAUAUUUUUCUCAAUGAGAAUUAA
Messenger RNA from Caenorhabditis bovis, 1284 nucleotides. NCBI's taxonomy places the organism in Eukaryota, Metazoa, Nematoda, Chromadorea, Rhabditida, Rhabditidae. The record is from the annotation of a GenBank genome assembly.